UCAAAAGCACCUACAUUGACACUCUCUCAGGCACACUGAGCUUUGUCUGCUUUCACAGCAAUGCAAAUUCUCCAAGCCCCUUCUCACCGUAUCUUCUUCUUCUCGUUCCCUAAAACCCUAAACCCUACUACCUCCAAACCCUAUUCCCACCACCACCACCACCUCCCACGGCGUCCUCUUCUUUCCCUUACCCCGACAUUCCCGAGAAACUUCAUUGCCAACUCCUUCAGCUCCGACGAAUUCCCCGUCGACGAAACUUUCCUGGAAAAUUUCGGCCCAAAAGACAAAGAAACCGAGGACGAAGCUCGAAUUCGCAACUGGGUCGAACGUGGUUGGGCUCCAUGGGAAGAAAUCCUCUCCCCUGAGGCUGAUUUCGCAAGAAAGAGCUUGAACGAAGGAGAGGAAGUGCCUCUUCAGUCCCCUGAAGCCAUUGAAGCUUUUAAAAUGCUGAGACCCAGUUACAGGAAGAAGAAAAUGGAGGAAAUGGGUCUGAGCGAGGACGACUAUUACAGGAAACAGUUCGAGCUAAAGGGUGAGAUACCGGAGCCGCUAAAGACUGUAUGGGCUGGACCAUUGGUUGUCCGACACUUACCGCCGAGGGAUUGGCCACCGAGAGGGUGGGAGGUUGAUAAAAAGGAGCUUGAGUUUAUAAGAGAAGCGCAUAAAUUGCAGGCGGUGAGAGUGCCAUUGGAGGGGUUGGAAAGUGAGGUGAGAACGGAGACAGAUGAUAUGUGUUUGGAUAGAUAUAAAGUGUUCUUGAAGCAGUAUAAGGAAUGGGUUGCUGCCAACAAGGAUAGAUUGGAAGAGGAAUCUUAUAAGUAUGACCUAGAUUAUCAUCCUGGGAGGAGGAAAAGAGGCAAGGAUUACAAAGAGGGCAUGUAUGAGCUUCCAUUUUAUUAUCCAGGACAGAUUUGUGAAGGAAAGGUGACAGCUGUACACCUUUAUCAGGGAGCUUUUGUUGACAUAGGAGGUGUACAUGAUGGGUGGGUUCCUAUAAAAGAUAAUGAUUGGUUCUGGAUCCGCCAUCACAUAAAAGUUGGAAUGCAUGUCAUUGUUGAGAUUCUAGCAAAGAGAGAUCCUUAUCGCUUUCGGUUUCCUAUAGAAAUGCGUUUUGUUUUUCCUAAUAUAGACCACCUUAUCUUUAACAGAUUUGAAUUUCCACCAAUAUUUCAUCGUGAUGAGGAUACAAAUCCAGAUGAAUUAAGGCGUGAUUGUGGAAGACCUCCUGUCCCUCGGAAGAACCCAGGAGACAAUCCAGUGGAGGAAGCUUUAUUGUCAAAUCACCCUUAUGUUGAAAAGUUGUGGCAGAUACAUGUUGCUGAGCAGAUGAUUUUGGAUGAUUUGGAUGCUAAUCCUGACAAAUAUAAAGGCAAAAAAUUGUCAGAACUAACUGAUGAAGAAGAAUUUGAUGAAGAAAACAGUGUUGAAUAUACCAAAGCUUAUUAUAAGAAAUCUUUGAUCUCAAAAGUGAUCCUGAAAACAAGCGUUAAAGAACUUGAUUUGGAGGCUGCCUUCGCUGAACGUGAGGUUAGCUUUUGCCAUGACAUACUGAUGUAUCUAUAUAAAGACUACAGCUUUAAUAUGGAUAAACCUUUCUUUUAUUUGAUUUUACUAUUCGGCAGUUUUGUGAAGCAGCACCGUAAGAGACUAAUAAUAGAAGCAAAAGAAAGAGGAGAGGAAUACAAAAUUACCAAGAUGAGGCGAAAUGAUGAAAUGGAUGAGUAUGACUUUUUACAUUGGCGUCGAUCAUUUGAGGAAAGAGAAGCUCUGAUCAGAGACAUCAGCUGCCGCCGAGCGCUUGGCCUACCGCUAGAAGAACCACGAAAGUUUGUAGAUGCUAGUUACUUUGGAAAGGAUCAAUAUGACCCGACAAACCCCCUUUACCGGUAUGAUUACUGGGGAGAACCAAAGAACUCUGAGAAAAGCAAGCAAGAACGGAUGAUGGAUGCCCACAACAAAUCUAUUGUGGGCAAGGGCAAAGUAUGGUAUGAAACGUCUUAUGAAGAUUGCAUCGAACAGAAGAUGCAAAGGGAAGCUAAAGGAAUAAUGCCAAGAACAGUUGAUGAUGAAGAGUUAAACACAGUUCAGGAUGAUGAUGAUGACGACGAUGAUGAUAUUGAUUUCAGCAUUCUGGGUGAAUCUAAUGUUGAUUUCUCAAACCAGCCUCAUGUUAAUGGGACUGAAUCUUUAAGAUUAUCAGAUGAUGGAAUGUUCGAGGAUUAAGGCAAUUGGUGUACAACAGUGCUUUCAAAGUGUAUAAACCGCAGAGCUUAUGUAUAGGGAUCAACUACUAAAGUGAGAAUUUGCAUACGGCAAAAUCCAUUUUUGUUCCUAGGGGGUAGCUUUCUUUCUUUUCUGGGGGGUUUUGAACGAGGAUUGUAUCAGUUGUACAUCUAGAUAUACAUUUCCUAUAAUAAAUCAAUAGUAGUAAUAAUACUAAUGAUACAAAGAA
This is a messenger RNA of Ziziphus jujuba (common jujube), 2452 nucleotides long. Its product is annotated as protein PLASTID TRANSCRIPTIONALLY ACTIVE 10. Gene Ontology annotation, molecular function: RNA binding. Gene Ontology annotation, cellular component: plastid-encoded plastid RNA polymerase complex; chloroplast. The transcript has 12 exons. The record is from RefSeq and is a predicted model, not a curated record. The coding region runs from base 61 to 2223 and encodes 720 amino acids. NCBI's taxonomy places the organism in Eukaryota, Viridiplantae, Streptophyta, Magnoliopsida, Rosales, Rhamnaceae.